AAGAGGGUCAUCGCCAGCGCUUGGAUGAACACUCGUGCUGAUAUCUUGCCCACGCUCUUCAACCAUCAUGAAGUGUUUCUGUUUGUUUCAAGCGGGUCUGACUGUCCACCAUCUGGAACCGAUCCAAACAGCUUUCUUCAGCCAGAGUCGACUGGCACCUCGAAGGCCCUCCUCCAACUCAGACCAAGGCUCGAAUUCGGCUGCCGUUUCUAAAACCUCAGUCCUCCAAUUCGACCUCGAACCUUCCGUCUUGCAUGGCGAGUCUCCGCCGCAAAAGGACGGCCACCAACAAGAACCAUCCAAAGUGCUACAAUGGCUCGAUCCCUCCGAUCAUCAUCCAUCUUCAUGGCUGGCUUUUUGUGCCGGCAAUCUGAGCGAAUCUGUUGACUCGAACGACGCCUACGAUCUCGUCAUCUUGCCCAUCUCGGUGUCAACACUCUCUUUCCACCACCAUUCCCCACUCCUCAGGCCGCUUCUCGUAGCCGCCGUUUUCCCGGGAAUAUUGCUUGGAAAAACACUUGUAUUUAUCAGGAAGGCCGGCUCGUCCAAGCUUCACAGCCCACCCUGACUUUGUCGCCAUUGCAUCAACAUAAACGUCCUUCGAAUAACUAGCUUCCAAUGUGCACUUUUACAGAUUCAUACAUAUGCCGAGCAGAUUCCGCUUUCCUCCCCACUUAAACCUGUUCUCCCGAUCUAAGCCCCUCACCCCCCUCAUGAACAUUUCUGCUUGCAUCGCUAUAUCCUCACAUUCUUGAUGUAGUAUAGUAACAUUGUUCACAUACAUACUUAGUUAGAUAGGUUCGAUCUGCCCUUCGACGAUUCUUGUCAACAGUCCGUUUCCGACUUGCUAUGAAGCCCUAAAUAAACACGUCCCAACCAACUUUGGAUCACACAUAUUGCUGUAGUUUUCUACACAUACAUAUCAACCCACCCAUCAAAAAGCGGCUGAAGAACGCAUUGCACCCAAACAAAAUUAACUUUAACAACCGCUAUGACGCCAAAUUUUGAUUGAGAGAGAAAAAAACAAAAGAUAAUAGCGAGAGUCAGUUUCGAUCCGACGACCUCUGGGUACACUACACACAACCACGUUUCGAAUCCGACGAAGAUGAAUAUGAGCCCAGCGCGCUACCAGCUGCGCCAUCUCGCUUGUGAGAAACUUCCCUGUUUUGGCAUCCACACUCAAACUGAAUUUUAGACCCCGAUUGAAUAGGGA
This is a messenger RNA of Puccinia graminis f. sp. tritici CRL 75-36-700-3, 1213 nucleotides long. RefSeq lists its product as uncharacterized. NCBI's taxonomy places the organism in Eukaryota, Fungi, Basidiomycota, Pucciniomycetes, Pucciniales, Pucciniaceae. Gene Ontology annotation, cellular component: endoplasmic reticulum membrane. The coding region runs from base 68 to 568 and encodes 166 amino acids. Gene Ontology annotation, biological process: endoplasmic reticulum to Golgi vesicle-mediated transport. The transcript has 2 exons. The record is from RefSeq and is a predicted model, not a curated record.